Mauremys mutica (yellowpond turtle) is the source of this 7347-nucleotide messenger RNA. It is a transcript of the gene GAB3, whose product is annotated as GRB2 associated binding protein 3. Lineage: Eukaryota; Metazoa; Chordata; Testudines; Geoemydidae. The record is from RefSeq and is a predicted model, not a curated record. Bases 213 to 2009 code for a protein of 598 amino acids. The transcript has 11 exons.
CUUAGCGUGCGGCUCAAUGCAGAGAAAUUCGGAGCCGCACCCCACGCCCCGGCUGGAGCCCUGACCCGCCCCGCCCCAAUCCGCAGCAGCAUUGGAAACACAGCUGAAGGAAGCCGAUUGCUGCUAGUUUCAAAUUGGCUGGGAAGGAACAAUACACACAACCACACACACACACUGGAUUCCGUGUCGCUUCUCUUUGAGAGGGGGGGAAGAUGAGCUCGGGGGACGUUGUUUGCACUGGCUGGCUCAUCAAAUCACCCCCCGAGAAGAAACUGAAGAGAUAUGCAUGGCGGAAGCGCUGGUUUGUGCUCCGCAGGGGCCGCAUGAGUGGGAACCCAGACGUUCUGGAGUACUACAGAAACAACCAUUCAAAGAAACCCAUUCGGAUCAUAGACCUUAACGAAUGUGAAGUGCUGAAGCAUUCAGGGUCCAUCUUCAUCAAGAAAGAAUUCCAGAAUAACUUUGUCUUCAUUGUGAAAACCACCUACCGCUCCUUUUACUUGGUGGCGAAAACGGAGGAGGAAAUGCAGAUAUGGGUGCACAACAUCAGCCAGAUCUGCAACUUUGGACACUUGGAAGAUGGCACAGAUUCUGUGGAGAGCCUGUCUCACACCACCUCGUCCCUCCAGCCCUCGCCAGCUGUCUCCACCCAUACCUCAAGGAUCACAGACCCCUCCUCCUCUGUAGGCAGUGCCACCACAGACGCCUCUACUUCCGAAGAGACCAGGAGUGAGUCGGAGUCAGUCUUCCUCCCCGAUUACCUCUUCCUAUCAAACUGCGAGACGGGCAAGUUCAAUCAUAUCAGAUGUGACAGCUGGUCGAAUUCUGACAGAUCCCUGGAGCAGACCUCAUCAGAUGAUGUUUUCGUGGAUGCCUUGCAGUCUCAACCCUCCCUUCACGUACUGUCAUCCAGCAACGGCAUUGUGCACCAGGAUGGGGGCCAGCCAGCGAAUCAUGGGAUUAUACCCAGAAGCAUAGACGUUAGCGGGCCGUUCAAUGAUGUCCUCUCCUCCUCUCCACUCUUAGGGCCUCCUUUAACACCAACCUUUCAGACUGACAAAAGCCAGACUGCGCUGCCCUAUGGUGUAACCGAACUGGAUAUUUUGUCUAACACACCACCACCCCGGCCACCCAAACCAACCCAUUUCUCAGACCGGAGCGGGGAGGAGCUAUCCAAAGGGGCUCUUCAGAAUGGACACGGUGGGAUCUGUGGGGCUCAGAUUGCCUUGGUGCCGAGAAGAAUCUCCUUGUCCAGUUUGGAUAAUAUGCGGCACUGGAAAGCCGGCAUGGAAGGAAGCUCUCUCAGAAGUCGAGAUAAGAGGCUUAGUUUGAAUUUGCCGUGUCGAUUCACCCCGCUCUACUCUUCAGCAUCGGACAAUACAGAGGACAGCUAUGUACCCAUGCACCCCAGCACCUCUCCACCCAUCCCAGGACCAGAUUGCUCACCCGAUGGCUACACUCCCAUGAGCCCAAGCUCAGCGACCUUUACCUUUCCUGUAGUCACCAAUGACAAACUCUCCAGCCCGCUGCCGGAACUUCCCACAGACCUGGAACCACCUCCAGUGAAUCGAGAUCUCAAGCCCCGUAGGAAAUCACGACCCCCUCCGCUGGAUCUGAGAAACCUCUCCACAAUCCGGGAACACGCUACCUUGACCAGGAUGUGGACUGUGCCUUACAAUCGAACGAGCUUUAUCUCUCCAGAUAGAGACGGUAUUAAUUCAGCAAGAAUAUUUGGCAAUUCAGUUUCCGGAGAAGAGGAAGAAAGUUACAUUCAAAUGGAGCACAGCCAGGCAACAUCUCCAUGCAGUGGUGCUUUCCCAUGGUCAAGGAAGUCCAACCUUGAUUACUUAGCAUUGGAUUUUAAUUCCGCUUCCCCAUCCCCUGUACAAAAGAAACCUUUUCUCUCGGAAGAGCAGAGAGUAGACUAUGUCCAGGUAGAUGAACAGAAGACUCAAGCCCUACAGAACACUAAACAGGAAUGGACAGAUGUGAGGCAAUCUAAAGUUUAAAGGAGGAAGGGUUGGGGUUUGGUUUUUUGCACUGGAACAACAUUGUUAACCAAACAGCUGUAACAGCAGAGUUCAAAGGCAGACAGAGUGUAAGAUCCUGGUGAUCUCUAGAGGAAUGACAUUUUUAAGGAAAAACCUUCAAGUUCAGCUGGAAAGACUAUGUUGAAUGAGUGGUUUAUAAGAUUAUUAAAGUAUCACCUUAGUCUUCUUUGCCACCCCUUGCAAGCAAGUUGCAUGGUACAGUUUUAUGGCCUGAUUGUGGGAGCCACACAUUUAAUGGUAACAAAUGCCACUACAUGUUGCAUUUAUCUAUUUAACCCCGCCUUCUCCCUGUAUUAGGUAACUCCUUGUUGCUAAGGCUGUUUUUUGAUAUUCUACAAAUACUGCAGGUGCUAAGGCUGCUUAUAGAUUCUGAUAUCAGACAGGUGUUGGUGAUUAUUCGACCAAGGGCUAAAAUACUGAAAUAAUAAAAAGCAGAACAUUUUAAUAUAUAUAUAGUGCUUAAGCAAACAGAAUUUUGGAGAAUAUUUCACCCCCCCCCCAGAUAUAAUGUCUGACUUUGAGUGACACUGUUAGAGACUAUAAAUAGGUCUUUGCACUGAUGGAACUGGAAUGCGUGGUAGUCAGCACCCCGACUGACGUUCAUCAUAUUGAGUUUCUUCUUUCUGUUGCGGUUCACGUCAUCACCUUUUCCGUCCAAUUGCUCCCGAUGUUUUCUCUCUCGUGUGAGGACUUUCUUCAGCACAACACAGCAGCUCCUCUGACAGGAAGCUGCUGACACACAAUUCUUUGCUGACCGAAAAAUAAAAAAAGGAAGACUCUGCAAGUCUUGGAAAUCCUGGCAAAAUAUCAAAACUGUUUUUGUCCGAACUGCAAAAGAAGAAAUGCAAAUGAAAUUCCUGAUAACGGUGAUCGACCCCACCUGAGUGUUUUGUUAGCCUCAUCCUAGCAAAUGAGAUAAUUAGGAAACACAGUCUUAGUCGGGCACUCAGGUAAUAAUGAGGGAAGGAGCAUUGUUAGGCAAGCAACUCUGCCUAUGUAAAACAGCCACUUAAUACACUUCAACAAUGUCAAGACAUGUAUUCAGGAAGCUUAUCUCCUUUGGUGUUUAUUAUGGGGACAAUCUCAGGAUCAGAUAAGUGUAUGUUUUAUAAUGUAUUUAACUUUGUGAAUUUGCUGAAAAUCCUUAUUUCAAGAUGUGCACAGGCAGUUCAAAUCAAGAAAGUGCAGCACCCUCCAGCUAUCCCAUUGGGUUCAGUCUUGAAGUCUUUACUUAUGCAAGAGAUCCCACUGGCUUUACCGGGACUACUCUUGGGAGCAAGGACCUCAGAAUCAGGAACUUUAUGAAGGAUUUUCCUUCAUGCUGGAUCCAAAUUCACAUUCCUCCUCCUCAUCCCUGCUGAUAUCACACUAUGUUACUGUAAAUUAUUGACAUCCAAAAAAUGCUGAAUUACCAAACUGGGAUUAGAAAAAAUGUUGUUUAUGUCAAAGAAAUGACUCUGACAUCCUUUCAAGCUUCUGUCGUAUGUUUCAUGCAUCCCUUAUUUUGUAUUAUUGUCACACAUUUGGGCCCAUAGGAAGAUUGAAAGCGAUGACUACCUGAUUCUCACUGUACCGCUAGAAGAGGGCAGCUUAGCUGAUGAAAACAUCAUUUUCUCCUACCUCAAGAUAGCUGAAGUGUUUGUAGUUCUUGCUACUUCAUCAGAGCAAGACACAUUUGUGACUCUGCGAUGAAUGUUUGCUCAGUUUUGCUAGUGAGAAUGACAGGGUUUACCCGUGCAUUUAUUGACUUGGGGGCAAAUCACACAUCCCAGUCUGCAGGCACCAAGUGUCAUGGAUUAGAGCUGUUUGGAAAAUGGGGUGUUUCUGCCUUCUGCGGAAAAUGUUGACUCUCCCUCCCCCCCAAAAAUGGCUGAAGAAUGCCAAUUUUGCCCAGAAAAGUAUAGACAAAAGCUCAAUAUUUUCUGCAGAAAGCUCACUUCUAGUGAAAAUUUUUAAUUUUGUUGAAAACCCAAUUUUCUGUUGAUAAACAGAUUAGAAAAAGGGAAAUCUUCAACCAGCUUUAUCCGGGAUGCAGUUUUGCUGCACGAGAGGCAGGAUUCAGGGAGCCUGCCUGUGCUCAGUGGUACAGAGCACACUUCUGCGGAGGCUGGCACGGAGGUUUGCCUUCCUGCCCAAAAGCAUUCCCUUUAUUUUGAGGAGGUAGGCAAGAUAGCAGCCUGUGUCUAUUGGGCUAUGCAAAUGAUCAGUGGCUGAAUGUGCUUUGUGCGUACUGAAAUACUGACAAGGAAACACAAGACCAGGUGAGCUUUACAGCAAGACAACAGAACCCUAAGGAGCAGGGAGAGGUACAAGUCACAGCAGGCGCUACCCUAGAAGUGGGAAUUAAAUUGCAUUACGCUGCCUUGGCCCCCAAAUGCUUAGUGAUAGCAAGGUAGCGUCUCAGUCAUUUUAAAUUAAAACUUUAAUAAAAAACAUUCUGUGUUUUACUGGAAUAUGUUCUUCCAUGAUGUAAAAAAUACUCUGGAGCAGAAAAAUACAAAGUCAAAAGUUUUAAGGAAAAAUAGAGGGGGGCUGUUUUUCCCCACUGUUCUUCUUUGAAAUAUUUAAACUUUGGCAGAUGCGCUGAAGGGUCACUGAGGAGUCUAGAAGGUGUCUUUUCUGUCAGUGUUUCUGAGAGAUGGGCCUGAACCAUAAACCUGGAUCUGAAUAUCCCUGAAUGUGGGUCUAUAUCUAGUGUCAAUGUACCUCCUGCCUGCCACUGGUGCCACAGCCUGACCCUGCAGUUGUUGAUCAAACAAGGCCGUGCUGCUUUUAACCUUCACUUUUUAUCCAGAAACUAACUUUUCCCCCCAUGAUCCAGUGUAGCAAUCCAUUUCCCCAGGUCUAUGUGGUAACUCUCAUUGGCAUUAACGUGUGGGUAUAAUGUGGGGAAGUGCAAGCAACUGAGUUUGGGUUUUGGUGAAAGUUAAAAGCAGUGCUGAGUGCACCUUGAUCACAAUGAAAUGUGUCUUUGCAAACAAGUGGGUUUUUCCUUUUUACUCAAAUGGAGAAUUCUACAAUGUGACAAACUAGAGUAAUGGUGUUAUUUUUCAGUACACUUGUGUGUUAACCAGUUAUUGUUCAAGGUUUCAGUCUGAAUACAGUUGCACUCCCUUGUAGAUCAGCUAUUCCAUCAUAGAAUAUCAGGAGAAAAACGGUAUUACAGUGAAAGAAGGAGCCUGUAUUUAUUUAAACACACUCAUCACUGACCCUCAGCCAAAAAGGAGAAAGAAACUGAAAAGCACCUGGAAAUGGAUUUAUCUUUUAACAGUGACACAUCUUAAGUCUCUAAGGUGCCACAAGGACUUCUCAUUGUUUUUACAUCUGAAAAUGUUAGCUUGUCUGAGAAUCCUUCUUUAGUACUAAUUAGUGAAUCAGCCAAACCGCAGCUUAUUGAAGCACAGAAUGCAUCCUUCCUUAACCGGGGCCUAAUUCUUUAUUAUUUAGUUAUUUUUAUUUAUUUAUUUUUUUAAAAAACAAUAAAGAAUAGAGAUGAAGAGGGAGGUGUGGCCCUCGGUGAGGCAGUCUAGCUAACAGCAACUGCGGCUGUAGUUUCUUUUUAAAUUGUCUUUUGGGGGGAAUCUGCUUAAGGCAUGGUCCAGCAUGCGUCCUUCAGCAGUGCCUUAUCCAACCACUCUUUUUUAUUUAAGCCAGAGGGAAGCAUUAGACAACUCUAAUACUUUUGUUUAAUUAUAAAUGUAGCUUGGUUCAGUGGAGCAUUCAGAUGAAACUCAGUAGCAUGGCAAAGUGAAAAGUAAACAAGGAAAGUGGUUUUAGUCCAUGUGUUUCUCAUGAGAAAUCCACGUGGUUGGAAUGUUAUGUUGAUCAGUUGGAUUUUCCCAAACUAUUGGGGACACAGCCGAUUUAUGAGCGAGAGCUUUAAUGCCUACUCAUCGGAAAAAGGAAGACUGUUUCCCCUGGUGUCUUCCUUUGCUAUACCUUAAAGAGGCAGGAUCCCAUCUAACCAGGCACUCGGUGCUCUGAAGAAUCUGCCAUCCCAUUUGUAAAUCUUUGUUAGCGUGAGCUGAUCUGCCUCUGGGAAUAGCAGCCUGAUACAGAAUGGACCGUACGAUUCUAACUUUUUAGUGCAGGUAUUUGGGCCAGACCCCGCUGUUUUUACUCAGACAAAACUUCCCCUGACCUCAGUAAAGAUGGCAGAUUUGAACUGUUGUUUCUUAAUUUCUGUGAGUAUGUCUGCACUGCAGCUGGGAGGUGUGGGCAGACAGGCUCUUGCUAGCUCGCUAAAAUAGCAGUGUGGAACUGACGGCAGCUGAGGUUAGCCAUCGGAACCCGGACCCGGGGGCAAAUGGCCUUGGACUUGGGCAGCUAACCUGAGCUGCUGCCCAUGCCGUAGCUUCCACACUGCUGUUUUUAGUGUGCUGCCUCAAGCUGAGCUAGCACAGGUCUGUCUACCUUUGCUGGGAAUCACACCUCCCAGCUGCAGCAUAGACAACCCCUGUAUGCUACAAUACAACACGGUGCUAAUUCAACAAAGCACUUGAGCCCCUGCUUAAUCACAUGCUUAAGGCCUUUGCUGAUCUGGGAGGGAUUUAAGUACUUGCUUAAAAUUAAGCACAUGCUUAAAUUCUUUUUCCUGAGUGGGGCGUAAGCCAUAUUCUGCAGUCUGUAUGUGAUUUGCGCAAGGGUUUUGCAGAACCCCAGGACCCUUUUGCUCAGAAGGAUAAAAUAUAUUUUUCACUUAUUUCUAAGGGCACCAUCACAUGCAACAGCAUUAAUUACAUUAGAGGCAGAAAUGAGCAUUAUAACUGAAAAAUCUCAACAUGUUUCUAACUCAAGAUCGGUGUUUUCAAUCAGUUCACUUCAGCCAGGGGUAGCGCUCCCUCUCUUCACUGUUGCUAGCGCUGUAAUAGAUGUGGGGUUUGGAACUGCAUUCAUUUUAAAUAAUUCAGUGAUUUAGUAAUUAAAAGACCAUCAGAUGCUGUGAUCAGAAGAAGUGCAGGGCAAUGCCUUUUCUUUAUUCCCCUGUUCUGCAGAAUUCCUCAGGUUAAAAAAAAAAAAGUCACCAAAAUAACAGACUUUUUCAAUUUCAAAGCCAGAGUAUUUGUUGUUCUAAUAAUAAAUAAAUAAAUGAAGUCUUGUGCAAACAAAGCAUUACACUUUGUAUAUGUAAAUCUUUGGAAAAGCAUUAAAACAGUCAUCUCUGGUAUGAAGGAUUAAAAGUCAUUAAACAGAGGGGAGUGACUCUGUCUUCCUGCUGUUUCAUUGUGAUGUUUGUUGUAUAUAUUUGCACAUUAAACUGUGUUCCUUUUUUCUAAUAAACUAAGAUAAAAUCUAA